GUGGUGAGCGCAUAGCCGCAGAAGAAAGGAACACGCACGUCCGAGAAGAGCGUGCCUUCAGAAGGGGCCUGCUUUGAGACAUGUUCGCAUACGCGCGACGCGGUACCAUGCUCUGGUUUUCGCUGGCCCUGCUGGCGUGCGGCGUCGUGCCUCCUCAGCCGUCAGAGGCUGCCAGCCUGGCGGACCGCAUCUUCUCCGGUUUCCUGAGCUUCGGCCGCGGCUUCUCCAACGCCACUCAGGGGUUUGUGGUGCGCGUGCGAGGCCUCGUGACCCGAGUCGCCGGCUCGUCCGCAACGGCUGGCAGCAGCAAAGGUGCCGCCGUCAGGGACAUUGACAUCUUCGCCAGCGUGUGCAGUCUCAGCGGUACAAAUCGCCGUUCCCUGAUCAAGUGUUUAGAUGAAAACAACGAAAAUCUGCUGAAACCGGACUGGCAGAAUUGUAUUGGUUCUGCAAAAGUUGAAGUGCUGACUGUGGAAGAUCUCUACCACUGGGCUUGUUCCAGGCUCUCUUCAGCAACAGAGCUGCAAGAAUUCCGCAAUACGUCCCAGUGCCUGUUAGAAGGAAUGGAGAUAUCCGACAUAGCAGCAGGCAUCAGAGAGUGCAAAGGAAGCUCCAGGACGUUCUGACGAAUCACCAGGAUGUUAUUUGUUGCGUGCACAACUGCGACGUUUUGUCUGCCUAUUGAUUUCUUUGCCAAAAGAAACCUAUGCUCUUGCACAAUAACGAUUGACAUAGCUUGCAGCCCUCCUUGCGGUACCGAACUUGAGGUAUUUGUGAAAAACGUGCCUGCUGUACUAGAACAAGGCUUCUGCCGAAGGUAAUUGUGUGCGCAAGGAAAGCGUACGAGGAGGAAUAAAUUACCACAAGAAGUCAUUUGCUCUCCUUGGUAUUGCGUCACUUGCAAAUGUUUAUAUCAUUGCUCUCGCCUCGUUCUUGCCGUCUUAUAUAAUUAUGUUACCAAAUUGAAGCGCCGGUCUAAUAUUUACUCAUGAUGCAUCAACAUUGCUUGCAUUUUUUUUCUUGUUCAGUAAGCAGCAAAUGGUUUAGUUUUACUAUUGCUUGCCCAAAAUACUGACUAAGUGAAGCUAUACGCCACGGUCAGGCGUUCGAUUUUUCCUAAACAAGGCAGCUGUAAUACCGGUGCUGAACAGAACCACUUUUGUGUGUGUGAAAGCGUGACAACUGAGGCAGCCCUACGAAAACUGAAGUCAUGUAGGGUGCAACACGUUGCGAUACUGUCGGACAGCAAGCCUUCUCUGCAGCUGUUACAACAGGGGUUGGUUUGGGAGAAGCGCACACAAAAAUACCUCUUCAUCGUCUCGAAGAUCUACAAGACAUGGGGCUUACUAUAAAGUUUCAGACUUCCGUCGCACGCGGGCAUAGCGGUAACUUGCUCUGUAUGCCUUAGACUAACAAAUAAAGGCUCCUAAGCA
Rhipicephalus sanguineus (brown dog tick) is the source of this 1433-nucleotide messenger RNA. RefSeq lists its product as uncharacterized. The record is from RefSeq and is a predicted model, not a curated record. The transcript is spliced from 5 exons. Bases 81 to 626 code for a protein of 181 amino acids. Lineage: Eukaryota; Metazoa; Arthropoda; Arachnida; Ixodida; Ixodidae.